This is a messenger RNA of Daktulosphaira vitifoliae (grape phylloxera), 993 nucleotides long. RefSeq lists its product as uncharacterized. Bases 71 to 559 code for a protein of 162 amino acids. The record is from RefSeq and is a predicted model, not a curated record. Lineage: Eukaryota; Metazoa; Arthropoda; Insecta; Hemiptera; Phylloxeridae. The transcript is spliced from 3 exons.
UGUAAAAUAGGUAUUAAUCUAAAGUUGUCUAUUAUAACAGAGUGUUUCUGUAUGUAAAAGUAAAUAAAAAAUGAGUAAUUUAAAUGUUUUUGUGUUUUACUCAACUUUUUUAUUUUUAAUCCUGAACUUGACCAAUUGUAAUGUAGUCAAGAAAUUUAGUGACAUAAGCGACAUGGAUGAUGAAGAACAAUCAAAUGUUACCAAUAAUUUAUCUGUGACUUCUCCUCCUGCUCGACAAGUAGAACAUCACGCAUCGUCUAAUAUCAAGUGUACUGACCGAAAUACGGGUAAGAGAUACAAUAUUGGAGUUUCCUGGUAUUCGGAUGGCUGUGGAAAAAGUACUUGUACUUUAACAGAUGAAUCCCAUUCUUUAGUAGUUACAGAAAACUGUUACUGUAAGACUUGUCCAAAAGGCAUGCAUUGUUCUGUUGUCCGCCGAGCUUCAUCGAAUAUUUCCCAGUAUCCAGAUUGUUGUCCUACGACUAUUUGUUUACCAGACCAACCAAGUCAAUACCUCUGGAAAAAAUUUGGAACUUGGAGACAUUGGAUUCACUUAUAACUACGAAAAAAUGAAUUUUAGUACUAUUGUGGGUAAAAUUUAUUUUAUUUUUAAGAUUAUGUAUAUUAUAUUAAAACAUCACCUGUAAAUAUUAUUACAUUAACUUUGUGAUCAAACAUAUUUUAAUUGUUUAUAGUGUAUAAUAACUUAGAUUAAAGAAAUUUAAUUGUUGUAAUUAGACACAACAAUGUCAUAUUACUAUUAGAAUUUUACAAUUUUGUACGAUUUAUUUAAAUGUUUUAAUUUUUUUAUCUUGUAAGGUUUAAAAAAAUGUUAAUAAAUUGAUCGAGUGAAAAUAUUUUCGCGCGCCUUUGAGUUAUGAGUGAACAUGUGCGCGUCCACUGGUAGUAACUGUACUUCCUAGACACUUCUUGUUAUAUUUCACAAAUUAAUCUGUAUUAUUACUGAUUAUAUGAAAAAUGUUCUAAAGGUAA